Messenger RNA from Cotesia glomerata, 1037 nucleotides. RefSeq names its product ras-related protein Rab-28-like. The record is from RefSeq and is a predicted model, not a curated record. Gene Ontology annotation, molecular function: GTPase activity; GTP binding. Gene Ontology annotation, cellular component: endosome; Golgi apparatus. NCBI's taxonomy places the organism in Eukaryota, Metazoa, Arthropoda, Insecta, Hymenoptera, Braconidae. The coding region runs from base 202 to 924 and encodes 240 amino acids. The transcript is spliced from 4 exons.
UGUUCCUGGGCAUAUAUACUGCCUGAAAGAUUGACACAAAUCGUCACGCGAGUAAUGUUAUCGAUUGUAUGGUAAUUUAUUCAUGUAAAACGAUGGAGAAAGUCUUUGUUGAGUGGUCGUUUCAGACAGUACAGUUUUAUAUUGCGUUGAGUGCACAACGUUUAAAAUAAUUUAAACCCAUACAAGUUUUUACCCGUUUAAAUGAACGAAUUAGAUGACGAUUUAAUAGAAAAACGACUGAAAGUCGUUUUAGUAGGAGAUUCUGGUGCCGGCAAAACAAGUAUAGCAACAAGGUUUUGCAAUGAUGAAUUUACAAGACAAUACAGUCCAACAGCUGGAAUUGAUUUUUUUAUGAAAAAUCUUUCUUUGGGUCCAUAUAAAAAUGUUAAUAUUUUUGUAUGGGAUGUUGGUGGAUUAUCAUUACGAGGAGCUAUGUUGGACAAAUACGUUUAUUGUGCAGAGAUUAUCCUAUUAGUUUACGAUGUUACCAAUAGUUCAAGUUUUGAAAUUCUUGAUGAAUGGAUUGCUGUCAUAAAUGAAAUAAAUGAUAAACAAAAAGAAAAUAAACCAUUAAUGGUAAUUAUUGGAAACAAAUGUGAUAUGGAUCAUCAAAGAACUGUCAAACGAGAUAAAUCACAUCGAUAUGCAGCAGAAAAAGGUUUUAUUUAUUAUGACAUGUCUGCACGAACUGGUGAAGCGGUAGCUUUAACGAUAGCAAAUCUUGCUGCUAAAGUACUCGGUGUACAAUUGACGAGAGUGGACCAAGAUUUUCAUAAACCAAUUAUUACAGCCGAAAUCGGAGACACUGUUGAUAUGCCAACGAUACAAAGAAUUGUCAAAAGACAUCCUACUAAGAAAUCCAUCUUGAAUAACAACUAUCCAACUCUUCCACUAUCCAAAUCAACAGUAUGCUCAUUACAAUAAUACAUAUGGUGUAUUUACGUAUAUAUAUAGUUUCACAGUACCUUGUAAAUUUUAUAAUUAAUUAUUUUAGCAAAUUUUUUAUGUGUGUAAAUGUAAGGAAAAAAAAUUAUUUA